Messenger RNA from Erpetoichthys calabaricus (reedfish), 3332 nucleotides. RefSeq names its product ALS2 C-terminal-like protein. NCBI's taxonomy places the organism in Eukaryota, Metazoa, Chordata, Cladistia, Polypteriformes, Polypteridae. The transcript has 27 exons. The record is from RefSeq and is a predicted model, not a curated record. Bases 1 to 3255 code for a protein of 1084 amino acids.
AUGUGGGAGGCAGAGCUGUGUGGCAGCGGGUCAGCUGUCCUGUCCUCUUGGAUGUUGGUUUCAUCACCAGGUCUGAGUGACCAUAAGAAUGCCUGGGGUGACGAGAGGGGUGACAGGACUCGCCAUGCUAGCGCCAGCCACUCACUUGCUGUUGGCCUCCACCACGAUGGCAAGCUUUUCACCACACGACAAAAGGCCGAUUGUAGGAAGUUGUUGGGGGCGGCAUGUGAGCUGCCAGGAAGUCUCGCGUGUGCCAUCUGUGAACUCUGCCAGUCCCAGGCCAGCUCCUCUAUGUCCAGUUGUGACCACUGGCGGCAGCACACAGGCAGCGUGGUGUCUUGGGAAUGCGAGUCCACUGCCAAGGAGGUGCAUACGACAGAGGUGCGUCCACGUGGCACGGCCGCUGUCAGGACCCUGCUGGAUGACGACAAGGCCCUGCAGCGGCACUUGACUGAUAUUAGGCAUGCUGUUCUGGACCAGCUGCCCCAGGAUGAUACGGCCGAUCCAAGGUGGCAGUGCCAAGCCCAGAACAUCAUGAGGCUGAACGAGGGCUUCCGUGCCUUCUGCGAGCGUCUGGAGGAGAACUGCACAUCGCUGAGCUGCUGGCUGUGCCAAGAGCCCAUGGCGGGCGUGCAGGGCAUUUACCUCGUCGGCGAUGCCAGGGGUGUCAGAGACGCCUACAUCGAGUAUUUCUCCUGCUUCACGAAUGUUGUGGUGCUGGGCGGCUUUGAGUUCCUCUCCAGGAAGAUGAGCAGCGUCUGGAAGAAGAAUAAAGAACUGCAGAGGCUUGUGAGUGGCAUGCAAAAGUCGGAGAAUCCUGCGUCCGUCUGCCUUUACCAGCUCUUCCACGAGAAGAUCCAAGAGCAGAUCAGCCAGUAUGCGUUGGUCCUCACGCGGCUCUUUGACGACCAGGCCGAAGAGUGCCAGGAGGUGGGCAGCGCCCUGAAGGAGCUGGUUGGACUGCAGCACUACGUCAGCCAGGUCCUGGACGAAGCCAACUCGACCAAGAGGAUGUGGCAGACUGUGGGGCAGAAGUUGACGGAUUUGUUCCGCACACCUGCCCGCAGACUUCGAGAGGACAGUAAAAACGUGCCAAUCUCGGCAUUCCUGGGGCGGUCUGCGUACGACCGAGUCCUGCUCUUUGAUGACCUGCUCCUGCUGCUUCAGGGCUCCGAUGUGCGCAGCUACAACUUGACAACACUGUGGGCCAAAGCCAUCGUGGAGGAGACUUGUGACAGGAGAUGCAUCAGGGUCACCAGUCCUGAAGACGACUUGAUUCUGGUAGCAGAAAGAGCCGAGAAUGAGGUGGUGUGGCAGUGGAAGCUGGACCAAGCAAUCCGCCAGUGUCUCAGCGGGCACCGGGACUUCCCUUUGUGGGGCAAAGAAACAGACAACAGGAAGCAGUCAUUGGCAUCUCGGUUUGCUGAGUACACAUUCAGAAAUGAAGGCCGCUUUAAGAACGCCACAUACCAAGGCCAGUGGACCUAUGGCAGACUACACGGCAAAGGAACUUUAAGCUGGGAGGAUGGGCGAAACUACACUGGGGACUUUAAGGACCACCAGGAGCACGGGUUCGGCGUCUUUGUCAAUCCCUGCCACGGAGGCGAGGCACACGACUGUUACAAGUGUCACUGGAAGAGGGGACAAAUGCAGGGCUACGGGAUCUGCGAGUAUGGCAACAACUUGACCUACAGGGGCUACUUCCUGGACAAUGCCCGCCAUGGCUUUGGAGUUCUGGAGAAGUCCAGAGGUGAAAAGGCCACCUUCAGAUACGUGGGUCACUGGGAGAAUAACAAGAAGAGCGGCUACGGGGUCCUGGAGGACUACGACAGUGGGCAGCGCUACAUCGGCAUGUGGCAGGACGACCAGCGGCACGGCCACGGAGUCGUCGUCACCCAGUCGGGCCUCUGCUACCAGGGCUGCUUCGUCAACGACAAGCUGACCGGAGUCGGGACUCUGCUGUCGGACGACGAUUCUGCGUUUGAAGGCGAAUUCACCGAGGAGCUGCAGCUGAGGGGCAAGGGCAAGAUGGUCCUGCCCAACGGCUACAGCAUCGAGGGGGUCUUCAGCAGCACCUUUGGCGAUGGCCUGCAGACCACUGGAGUCCUGAUGACCGCCGACAGUGACAGGAGUGCCAAAGACGUGCAGCAUCUCCAGCUGGGCAUCGGCACGUUGGCCACAGAGGUGAGGUGGGUGGGCAUCUAUGGCCCGCUUGAAGAGUACCUGCGGUCCGGCUCGGACGAUCUCUCUGAGGAGGUCUUCCUCGGCUUUCACGUCGAAAGCAGCAGAGCGAUGAAGAAGCAGCUGAGGGGGUCACCUGAGGGCACAGGGUCGGAGGAGUACCUCGUCUUCAGCGGAGACAGAAGGAACAGUAGAGACGUGCCGGUGAAAAACUCGGAUUUCAUGCUGGACCUCCAACAAGUGACCGAGGGGGAGCAGCUGACAGUUUAUUUGGAAAAGGCCUUCCAGUCAUCAGCGCACCCUUUGGGCAAACUCAUGAGAUUCCUGACUAUGGCGUUCCAGGCCACCUACUCUGGAAUGGGCGCAAAUAAGCACCUACUGGGAAUGGCGCAGGAGGAGGUCAAGGGCCAUGCCACCAAGAUCUUUCAUAUUGUCAGGUCCCAUCUGUCCGAGUCGUUUGUGACGGCAGCUGAAGACAAAGACACGGGAAGUGGCCUCAGCUCCUAUGCCCUCGUCCUGCCACUCAUCUUGCCCCACUUCUGCCCCGAGCUCUUCAUGCUGUACAUGCUGAACCACGAGAGGGACAACGGCCUGUACUGGCAGGGCAUCGUCCACCUGGGCCUGCUGUCCGACACAAAGCUCCUCGAGUUCCUUGAUGUGCAAAAGCAUCUGUGGCCGCUGACCGAUCUUCAUCUCACAGCCAGCAAGAGAUACUCCCUGGUGAAGGACCAGUGCUUCCUGUCAGCAAUCAAGUGUCUUCAGAACAUCAGCAUGACGGCCAAUCCCCAGCAGAAGCUGACCACCCUGCUCAGGACACUGGAGGAGAUCGAGAAGAGCGUGGCGUGGGUGCUGAGCCGAGACUACAAGCUGCCCAUGGAUGACCUGCUGCCGCUGCUCGUUUACGUGGUGUCCCGGGCCAAGAUUCAGCAUUUGGGUGCAGAGAUCCACCUGAUCCGAGACAUGAUGGACCCCAGCGGCACCGGGGGGCUCUACGACUUCCUGCUCACGGCACUUGAGUCCUGCUACGAACACAUCCAGAAGGACGAGAUUCGACGCGGCCGUGUGCCGGACUGAGGGGGCCGCACAGUCCUCUCUGUAAAUGACUUCAAAUGGCCUUCGUCUGACAUGUAAAAUAGAGUUUUAUUCUGGGA